CAAGCUUUAACAUAUCAUAUCAUAAUGCAAGCUGUUCUUAGCAUUGUUGUUCCUCCCCUUCUCCCCUCCUUAACACCUUCCAACAACCUUUCUCAUUUUCCCUCUUCUUCUCCCUCGAUCCGCUCUCACUCUUCCUCGCGCCGUUCGACAAUCAAAGCAGUUACCGCUGUCGCUUACGAUACCUCGGUGGUCGAUUACAGUUCUGUAAUCUCGGUGUUUCCUGCAGAAGCAUGUGAGACCAUUGGUGGAGAAGCUUGCUGGGCCAACAUUUUCCCAGAAGUGAGGCUUCAGGCUUCUGCAGAUAGCGAUGAAGCAGCCGCAGUUGCCUUGGAAGAGAUUGAUAGAGAGUAUCUUGAUUAUGCUGCCCAGUCUAAGACAGUUUUUCCAGGGGAGGCUUGCGAUGAUCUUGGUGGAGAAUUUUGUGGAGCCGAGUUUCUAAAUGGCGUUUUCUAAAUCCCCCCGCUUAUGCUCUUUAGUGUAUUGUAUAUAUAGGGCUUUUAGCUAGGCCAUAUCACAAAUUGUAUAACCGCUUUUUAGAAUUCUCGACCCUUAAGUAUUUACUCUAAUCCUUCUAUUUUCUAUAACGGUAUGAUUUUAGUACGUUGGGUUAAGUCAUAUCAUAGGUUCUCCAACCCACGUCUUAGAACUCUCGAUACUUUAAACAUUUAUCCCUUUUGUUUUCUAUAUUCAACUAUUCUUGUGGGACAACGGUUUAAUUCUACUACAUUUGGUUGGGUCAUAUCACGAGAGAUCAGUAA
Molecule: messenger RNA, 758 nt
Organism: Cucurbita moschata (crookneck pumpkin)
Lineage: Eukaryota; Viridiplantae; Streptophyta; Magnoliopsida; Cucurbitales; Cucurbitaceae
Product: light-regulated protein-like
Exons: 3
Coding region: 25-453 (142 amino acids)
Cellular component (GO): chloroplast
Source: RefSeq, a predicted model, not a curated record